Westerdykella ornata is the source of this 867-nucleotide messenger RNA. RefSeq names its product 60S ribosome subunit biogenesis protein-like protein NIP7. NCBI's taxonomy places the organism in Eukaryota, Fungi, Ascomycota, Dothideomycetes, Pleosporales, Sporormiaceae. The transcript is spliced from 3 exons. Gene Ontology annotation, biological process: ribosomal large subunit biogenesis; ribosome assembly. The coding region runs from base 61 to 612 and encodes 183 amino acids. Gene Ontology annotation, molecular function: RNA binding. The record is from RefSeq and is a predicted model, not a curated record. Gene Ontology annotation, cellular component: preribosome, large subunit precursor; nucleolus; nucleus.
AUCAUUUUACACUUUCUCCACCAACGAUCAGUUUGACAACUUCACACAACGAGACUCAAGAUGCGCCCUCUUACAGAGGCAGAGCUGAAGACUCUGCUGGAGAAGCUGGCCACAUAUUGUGGUAAAGGCAUUCAAAGCCUCAUUGCCGAUGGCACCGCAGACCGCCAUGUAUUCCGCAUCCAGAAAGAUCGGGUCUACUAUGUGCGAGAAUCUCUAGCAAACCUUGCCACGUCUGUCAAACGCGAAUCCUUGCUCUCACUCGGCACAUGCUUGGGCAAGUUCACCAAGACUGGCAAAUUCCGGCUGCACAUCACCUCGCUAUCCGUAAUAGCGCCCCAUGCGCGGUAUAAGGUCUGGGUCAAGCCUAACGGCGAGAUGCCUUUUUUGUAUGGCGGAAAUGUGCUGAAGGCGCACGUUGGACGUUGGAGUGAGGAUUGCCCUGCACAUCAAGGUGUGAUUGUGCUGAGCAUGAAUGACACGCCUCUGGGAUUCGGUGUCUCCGCAAAAUCCACGGCUGAAGCACGACGAUUAGAUCCUACCGGCGUAGUCACGUUCAGGCAGGCAGAUAUUGGAGAAUAUCUGAGAGAAGAAGAUACUCUGUUCGUUACGUGAUCGAAUUACUUCGGGGUUAUGGUAGAUAUACACUAGGAGGCACCACGCGUGCUUUGCACGACGUCCGCUUGCGCUGUAUGAACACAGCUCCAACACUGCACAGCUAACCACGAGCUGUUCACCGGAGUAGUCAAUCUCAGACGGGACUUAUUAUACUAUCUAGGAGCGAGAAGGAAAGAACGGCGUUAUGCUUCACGGAAAGGAGGGAAUACCCAGGGCAAAUUUGUAUACACCGAAUCAAACGAAGUAUUACAU